Carica papaya (papaya) is the source of this 1180-nucleotide messenger RNA. RefSeq names its product protein PAM68, chloroplastic. Lineage: Eukaryota; Viridiplantae; Streptophyta; Magnoliopsida; Brassicales; Caricaceae. The record is from RefSeq and is a predicted model, not a curated record.
AAUAUUCAAUUAACUUCAGUAUCCACAGCAUUGCUCUCACCAGUGCAGUCGGAACAGAGAACCAAACCUUAUCCAAUUCCCCCCUCUCCAGCGUUUCUCCUCCUCUGACCCAACCCCGUCUGCUGUCUGCAGCGGAGAACUCAACGUUAAUGGCUGUCGUAGCCUGUGCGUACAAUCUCUCUCAACCACCAUCCGCCUCAAAGAUUGAUUGUGCUUAUGAACAAUCAAAUUCAGUUCAGAAACUUUGGAUCCUCCCUACCACCAACCAUUUGGAAAGAUAUGGAGAGAUGUAUAAACACAAAAGGAAGCAGAAAGUCAUGGAAUCCUUUCCUUUUAAAGCAACCCAAAUGUCAAAAUAUAUAUCUUCACUAGUGGCAACUAAUAAAAUUUCUCAGUUCCCAUCAUCAACAAGAAACUUGUUGCAGAAUCGUGUCUGCUUAUCACGCAAAGCACCUAUACAUGCAACACUGAAUAGCCCAAGAGGCUUUGGACGUCCCCCGAAGAAAACCAAGAAGAAAAAGAAAUCAAAUCCUGGAUGCAAUGUCAAUGAAGAUGAGGAUGAAAAAGAGGAAGAUGAAGAUGGAGAGGCAGGCAUAAUUCCUGAGAUAGUGACCAAUAGAAUGAUUAGCAGAAUGGGAUUUUCUGUGGGAAUUCCACUAUUCAUAGGGCUUUUGUUCUUCCCAUUCUUUUACUAUCUCAAGGUGGUUUUGAAGAUUGAUGUUCCUACCUGGGUUCCCUUCAUUGUUUCAUUCAUUUUUUUCGGAACUGCUCUCUUGGGGGUCAGUUAUGGUAUUGUUUCUUCUAGUUGGGAUCCCGUGAGAGAAGGGUCAUUGUUGGGCUGGAAUGAAGCUCAAAAGAACUGGCCUGUUUUCUGGCAAUCCCUUUGGGGUAGAUCAGGCAAGAAGUAGCAACUAACUCUUGGUUUCUUGCCUGUAUUAAGUCGGUAAGAUCAUCCUCUGUCUUUAGGUUAUAUUUUUGGCUGCUGCAUAACUUAAAAUUCUGAUGAGAUUUGAAUCUUUUAACUGGUAAGUUCUGGGUGCUUUCUUGCCAUUUAUGUUUGCUUCUGGUGGAAUGAAGCUUGUAUGCAGUAGGUAGAGUGUACAGAUUGAACUACAUAUUCUAGUGUCCUUAAAGAGAUAUUGGUAAUGGUAUAUCUAUGCUAUGGGUGCAUCUUGUACAA